AAAACACUUUUAAGAACCUUCCACUUUUGUUUUUUUAUAUCAUAUCUUAAGCGAAUUGUGUUGUGAGAUGGGUAAGCACAGAAUCGCCGGUAAAUAUGGUCUCCGAGACAUCACGGCGGCAGAGAUGGAAACCCUAGCUAGCUUUUGUGAAGCUGUCUUGCCUCCAGUACCGCCACCUCCGGAAGAAAUUUCCGGUGAUAGUAACCACCGGAAUAAAGAAGCUCUCCGGUCAUUUUACUCAACUUCUGGUUCUCAAACUCCUGUCCUUCGCCAGAGCAUAGAGCUGAUCACGAAACGAGGGACGAUAGAAGCUUACCUUGUGACUAGGCUUAUACUGUUCUUGCUUGCUACUCGGAUUGGGACACUACUAAUCUGUGGAACCGAGUGUUUGGUCUCGAGAUGGCCGUUCGUUGAGAAAUUUAGUGAACUGUCGUUGGAGAAGAGAGAAAGAGUACUUCAGAAACAGUUCAGGAAUUGGUUCUUGACUCCUGUUAGAGCUGGUUUUGUAUACAUCAAAGUUGCCAUCCUCUUCUGUUUCUUCUCUCGGGUGAGUCCAAAUGGCGAAAACUCAGCAUGGGAAGCAAUAGGGUACAAAGUGAACCUUGACGAGAACAAACCUGAAACACAUAAAGCAAGACCUCUUGAGAAAGGGAUAGUGGAGACUAUGAAUGAAACAGAGGAGACUCUUCUCGAAUCACUAGCUCGUAAAUGCUUACAGACUGACCACGAUGUGGACAACGAUGCGAUCAGAAUCAAGUGUGACGCUGUGGUUGUCGGAUCUGGUUCAGGAGGAGGCGUGGCUGCUUCUGUUCUAGCAAAAUCUGGUUUGAAAGUGGUUGUUCUUGAAAAAGGAAGCUACUAUACGCCGUCCGAGUAUCUUCCUUUCGAAGGUCCUGGCAUGGACAAGCUAUAUGAAAAUGGAGGGAUUCUUCCGAGCGUUGAUGGGAAUAUUAUGGUUUUGGCUGGAGCAACGGUGGGAGGUGGCUCUGCUGUGAACUGGUCUGCGUGUAUCAAAACUCCGAAAACUGUUCUUCAAGAAUGGUCAGAGGAUCAAAAGAUACCUUUCUUUGGUACUAAAGAAUACGUUUUGGCUAUGGAGGCUGUGUGGGAGAGGAUGGGAGUCACGGAGAAAUGUGAAAUGGAGAGUUUGCAGAAUCAGGUUCUGAGAAAAGGUUGCGAAAAUCUCGGGUUUAAUGUCGAAAACGUGCCGAGGAACUCCUCGGAGAAGCAUUAUUGUGGAUCUUGCGGGUAUGGAUGUAGACAAGGAGACAAGAAAGGAAGCGACCGGACCUGGCUUGUUGACGCUGUGAGUCAUGGUGCAGUGAUACUAACGGGAAGUAAAGCGGAGAGGUUCAUACUCGAAAAGAACUGUAGUAACAAAGGAGGCAAGAAAAUGAAAUGUUUGGGAGUGGUGGCUAAAUCUUUAAACGGGAACAUAGAAAAGAAGAUAAAGAUCGAAGCUAAAGUUACGGUUUCUGCAGGAGGUGCUCUUUUAACACCUCCUUUGAUGAUCUCUAGCGGGUUGAGAAACCGACAUAUCGGUAGAAACCUUCACCUACACCCUGUUUUGAUGGCGUGGGGUUACUUCCCGGACAAGGCAUCUUCUAAUUUCAAUAUCAAAGGGAAGUCCUAUGAAGGCGGGAUCAUAACAUCAGUAAGCAAAGUGUUAUCAGAAGAUUCAGAAGUCAGAGCCAUCAUAGAGACACCAGCAUUAGGACCAGGUUCAUUCUCGGUGCUAUGUCCUUGGACCUCAGGGCUAGACAUGAAGAAGAGAAUGGCUAGAUACUCAAGAACCGCGAAUCUCAUAACGAUAGUUAGAGAUCGCGGGUCAGGAGAGGUGAAAACCGAAGGAAGGAUAAGCUACGUCGUGGACAAAACCGAUAGAGAUAACAUAAAAGCCGGGCUUAGACAGUCGUUGAGGAUACUAAUUGCAGCUGGAGCAGAGGAAGUGGGAACUCACAGAAGCGAUGGUCAGAGACUAAUAUGCAAAGGUGUCGAUGAGGAUUCGAUCCAAGAGUUCUUGGACGCGGUGAGUACUGAGGAAGGGCCAAAAGGGAUGACUGAGAAAUGGAACGUGUAUAGCUCAGCUCAUCAGAUGGGAAGCUGUAGAAUUGGAGAAAAUGAAAAAGAAGGUGCAAUAGAUUUGAAUGGAGAGAGUUGGGAAGCUGAGAAGUUGUUUGUGUGCGAUGCAAGUGCGUUGCCUAGUGCUGUUGGUGUUAAUCCUAUGAUCACAGUCAUGUCUACAGCUUAUUGUAUCUCCACACGAAUCGCUAAGUCCAUGACCACAGAUUUAUAUCACUAAAAGCUAAGUGGUUUCAUCGAUCCGUGCAUAAAAUUUCGUAUGUUUUUUCUUAGUUGUAAAGUAGUUUCGUAUUCAUCAAAAUUAAAUUAAUGUGUGUAACCAACAUGAUAAUUCAUAGUUAAUGACUCAUCCUAUAUUGAUUA
Messenger RNA from Capsella rubella, 2445 nucleotides. Its product is annotated as long-chain-alcohol oxidase FAO3. The transcript is spliced from 3 exons. The coding region runs from base 68 to 2302 and encodes 744 amino acids. Lineage: Eukaryota; Viridiplantae; Streptophyta; Magnoliopsida; Brassicales; Brassicaceae. Gene Ontology annotation, molecular function: flavin adenine dinucleotide binding; long-chain-alcohol oxidase activity. The record is from RefSeq and is a predicted model, not a curated record.